CCGUAUCCGGAUAAACCGAUAUUGAAACUUCGACGGGCGCCACCAUGAGCAACCUACCGGUAGUGCGGAAACUGCGAGUUCUCUGCUUACAUGGCUGGCGCACGAGCACCGGUGUCAUCUCUCUCCAAAUCGCGGGGUUUCGCCAAGCGUUUGGUCCCACGAAGGCCGAAUUCGUGUCAGUGAAUGCGCCGUUCCCAGCGUCAGGUCCGGCGCAAGAGGACAUCCGCAAGUUCUUUGGCGAAAAGGGUCCGUACUACGAGUGGUGGGAUGCAGUGAAGAACCCAGACACCCAGAAAACAGAGUACCAUGGAUGGGAGCAGUCCGUCGCGUAUGUCCAGCGUCAAAUCGACGAGUUGGGGCCGUUUGAUGUAGUCCUGGGCUUCUCGCAAGGGGCUGCCCUCACCACAUUGCUCACAGCGCACUACCAGAAGCACCAGGGUUCCUUUCCGUUCAAGGCCGUGGUGCUGGUAUGUGGCUUGGUGCCAAGAGACGGCCUGCCUGACGACACUCGACCCCUAUUGGACAUUCCGUCGCUCCACAUCUUGGGGGAGCAAGAUCCAAUGCUACCCUUGGGCCACCAACUGCAUGACAUUUUCACUCCAUCACAUCGCAGUUUGCAUGUUCAUCCGGAUGGCCACCGAUUUCCAGCACUGCCAAAGCACAAGCCCAUGUAUGUGGCCAUGGCCCACUUUCUUCGCCAAGUGAUUAACGAGUAAUACAUACUAAUUAAUGGUAAAA
This is a messenger RNA of Aphanomyces astaci, 738 nucleotides long. RefSeq lists its product as hypothetical. The transcript is spliced from 2 exons. The record is from RefSeq and is a predicted model, not a curated record. NCBI's taxonomy places the organism in Eukaryota, Oomycota, Saprolegniomycetes, Saprolegniales, Verrucalvaceae. Bases 45 to 716 code for a protein of 223 amino acids. Gene Ontology annotation, cellular component: nucleus; cytoplasm.